UUUUUCAUUUCAGAAAUACAAAGCUCAAAUACGGCGUAUUUAUGACCAUGCCAUCGCCGAUUCAUCCCCAUUGAACGAACCCUUUUAAUAGCCGAACUGGAGUUUUACUUCUCAAGACGGUGCCAGUGAGGGGUCAAGCAGGAAAUCAAGGUUCUGACUACGCAAUUGAAGGAGAAAAAUCUGAGAUCUUGAAGGCGCCUACAAAUGGUGUUAAUCAAGAUGUCUUUUUUUCCCGCCUUUCGGGAAACAGGAACAAGGCUCCACUGAUGUCUGCUUGGACAUCAAAAGGAGGGAAACAGGGUUAUGGGGGAGAACAUUUCACCAUAAAGAAAGUUGCCAAAUCAAUCAAGUCAGCAACUAUCUCCACUGGUAGGAAUCGAAAGAUGGAUUGUAUAACACCUCCAAAUCCUACUUCAGGAAAUGUGCAUGAUGCAAUCCCAACAAUCUCCACUGACGAGAACCGAAAUCUGGAUCCUAAAGUUUCAAAUCCCAAUCCAGACAACCUAAUCAAUACGGAUGAGUUUAUGAAAAACUUGAAUGAAGUGAUUCAAGAGCUGGAUGCCACAGCAGUCACAGGUCCUCCUUCCUGUUCAUUAAAUCAAAGUCAGUCCCUGUCAAAUUUUACUGAUAUGCUGAAUUUGCUUGAGGAAGAACCUGUCAACUCCAAAGGUUUAACUGAUGAACCAUGCCCAGAUGAGGUUGCUCGCUACCUUGAUUCACUAUCAGAAAUUUUACUUGAGAACGACAGCCCACAACCAUGA
Populus nigra (black poplar) is the source of this 761-nucleotide messenger RNA. RefSeq lists its product as uncharacterized. The coding region runs from base 267 to 761 and encodes 164 amino acids. The record is from RefSeq and is a predicted model, not a curated record. NCBI's taxonomy places the organism in Eukaryota, Viridiplantae, Streptophyta, Magnoliopsida, Malpighiales, Salicaceae. The transcript has 2 exons.